GCUCCAUGGCAGAGCAGGAGAGGCCGUGGCAGCUCCUGAGGCUGGUCCAGGAGGGAGACCUGGAUGUGCUGUGGGAUUUGUGGAUUUCCUGAGGGAAAAAUUCCCAUUUUUCUGGAAGCCCGGCUCCAUGACAGAGCAGGAGAGGCUGCGGCGGCUCCUGAGGCUGGUCCAGGAGGGAAACCUGGCUCUCCUACGGGAUGAGCUGAGGCUGGAGGAGAUUCCAGAGGCUCCCAGCUGGCGCUGGGGACGUUUGGGAGAUUCCCUGCUGCACCACGCAGCUCGCUUGGGACACCGGGAUGUGCUGGAAUUCCUGGUCCUGGAGAUUGGGAUGGACAUGGAAGUGACCAAUGGGGACUACAAGAGACCCCUCCAUGAGGCUGCUUCCAUGGGGCACCAGGAAUGUGUGUCCUUCCUCCUGGAGAGAGGGGCGAGCGUGGACUGCUUGAAAAAGGCUGACUGGACUCCCCUGAUGAUGGCUUGCACCAGGAAAAACUUGGGAGUGAUCAAAACUCUGGUGGAGCACGGAGCCAACCCGUUGCUGAGGAACAAGGAUGGCUGGAAUUGCUUCCACAUUGCCAGCAGGGAAGGGCAUCCCGAGGUGCUCCAGUACCUCCUGGAUGUGUCCCCAAGCUGCUGGGACACGGAGAGCACCACGGGGAGAACUCCUCUGCACACAGCAGCAAUGCACGGCUGUUCCCAGGUCGUGGAGCUGCUCCUGGAACGGUGCCAGUACAAACCUGACAGCAGGGACAGCUGUGGGGUCACUCCCUUCAUGGAUGCUCUCCAGAACGGGCACGUGGGCAUCGCCCGGCUGCUCCUGGACAAACACCAGGCCUGUCCCACGGCUGUGGAUGCCCUGGGUGCUCAGGCCCUGCACAGGGCAGCUGUGACAGCCCAGGAUGGCUCCAUCCAGUUCCUGGUGUCCGAGCUGGCCGUGGAUGUCGACGGCAGAGCGACGUCGCUGCGGCUGCCAGCCCUGCACUACGCAGCCAAGGAAGGACAUGGACACACCAUCCACACCCUGCUGUCCCUCGGUGCUGAUCUCCAGGCCAAGGAUGGGAAGGGCCGUUCUGCCCUGCACGUGGCCAGCGCCGGGCAGCGCGUGGCGGCCGCUGGCGUCCUGCUCCAGGCUGGCCUCCAGGAUGCUCCUGAUGCCACGGGGACGCUGGCCCAGCAGCUGGCCACGAGGCCUGAGGUCCUCCAGGUCUUCAGGGAGCACCAGGCAGCACGUGAGCAACAGGAACCUGCUCCUCCACCUCCCUGAACCAGAACCAUCCAAGGGAAGUUCUACUGCCAGGGAUCCUCGUGGCUUUUCCUGGGAAUUUCCCCACCCUGAACACCCCCAUGGACAAGAUCCACCUGGAUCAUGGAUUUUCCAGCUCUUCAUGGACCACUAAAUUGGUUUAAUUUUCAAUUUAAUUUUAAUUUGACAUCUUUGGUUAGGACAGAGGCUCUUGAAGCUGCAUCAACCUCUUGAAUCCUUUUUGUAGCCCACAGCUGAUCCCAAAUCUUGGGAUCAAGAUUUGGGAUCAAAUCUUUUACACAGGAAUCCUGUGUAAAUUGGUUUAAUUUCUAAUUUAAUUUUUAAUUUGACAUCUUUGGGUGGGACAGAGACUCUUGAAGCUUCAUCAACCUCUUGAAUCCUUUUUGUAGCCCACAGCUGAUCCCAAAUCCUGCAGGAAUCCUGUGUAAAUUGGUUUAAUUUUUAAUUUUUAAUUUGACAUCUUUGGGUGGGACAGAGGCUCUUGAAGCUGCAUCAACCUCUUGAAUCCUUUUUGUAGCCCAGAGCUGAUCCCAAAUCCUGCAGGAAUCUUGUGUAAAUUGGUUUAAUUUCUAAUUUAAUUUUUAAUUUGACAUCUUUGGGUGGGACAGAGGCUCUUGAAGCUGCAUCAGCCUCUUGAAUCCUUUUUGUAGCCCAGAGCUGAUCCCAAAUCCUGCAGGAAUCUUGUGUAAAUUGGUUUAAUUUUUAAUUUUUAAUUUGACAUCUUUGGGUGGGACAGAGACUCUUGAAGCUGCAUCAGCCUCUUGAAUCCUUUUUGUAGCCCAGAGCUGAUCCCAAAUCCUGCAGGAAUCUUGUGUAAAUUGGUUUAAUUUUCAAUUUAAUUUUUAAUUUGACAUCUUUGGGUGGGACAGAGACUCUUGAAGCUGCAUCAACCUCUUGAAUCCUUUUUGUUUUGGUUUUUAUUCCUCCAAAAGGAACUAAAAAAAAAUAAAGGAUUUAAUUUAAAAUUUAAGGAUCUGUGGAUCCAUAAAUCCAGCUCUGGCCUCCCCACAGCAGGAAAUCAAGGGGCUGCUCCAUUCCCACUUUUAUCAUUUGAACAAACCAUGGAAUGGCUGUGUCCUCCCAAUAUUGCUGAUGAAAAAACCAGUGGGAAUACACAAAAAUAUCCAUGGAAACUCCUUAAAAACUGGG
This is a messenger RNA of Passer domesticus (house sparrow), 2413 nucleotides long. RefSeq names its product ankyrin repeat domain 16 (gene ANKRD16). Gene Ontology annotation, biological process: protein localization to ciliary inversin compartment. NCBI's taxonomy places the organism in Eukaryota, Metazoa, Chordata, Aves, Passeriformes, Passeridae. Gene Ontology annotation, cellular component: ciliary inversin compartment. The record is from RefSeq and is a predicted model, not a curated record. The transcript has 9 exons. Gene Ontology annotation, molecular function: protein binding. The coding region runs from base 128 to 1264 and encodes 378 amino acids.